This is a messenger RNA of Zea mays, 710 nucleotides long. RefSeq lists its product as uncharacterized. The record is from RefSeq and is marked predicted. The transcript has a single exon. Lineage: Eukaryota; Viridiplantae; Streptophyta; Magnoliopsida; Poales; Poaceae. Bases 127 to 522 code for a protein of 131 amino acids.
ACGAUGCGUGCUCAGGCGCUCCUGAGCGCCGCCGGAGCCCCUGUUCAUCUUCCCCUACCGUCUCUCUCUCCCCCAACUUCUCUCCCUCCUUCCCCAUGAUGCGCAGCACCAUUUUUCCUCUCCCUGAUGCUCGCAACCACCCCUGCUCCUGCGUCUGGAGUUCCGCCGUGCCGAGCUCGUCCCGCCGUCCACGGUCGCCGUGAACGCACGGCCGGUGCUCGAUCCCCGGCGAAGCUUGCCCCUGCGCGGCGGCCAUCGCAGCCUGCUCGUCGCCCCCUGCGUGGUGGCCUGCGGCUAGCCAGCGCGCGGCGGCCCGCUAGCGUGGCCUGCUCGCGGCUAGCCUGGCCUAGCCCUGCGCGACGCUUCCCUGCCCGAUGCGGGUCUUUGCAGCGUGGGAAAGUAGGCCUCGCCGUUGGGCCCCACCAGGCGAUCGACAUCCUCGGCCGAGUUUUCCCGUGGCGGUUCCGUUCGUAUGCGCGGUCGUCUCCUUCCGAGGAGGAUGAAGAGGUAACUGCUCUGUGAUUCGAUCUGCAGGAUUCUAUGCGUAGAAUUCCAUGUGGCCUUCUGUGUGGUAGGUGGUCGACCAAUGAGACCGUGACACAUCGGCUAUAAUCCGCAAAAGAUUACUUAUUCAAUAUAAUUCACAUUGUAAAUCCGUUUUGACCCGUUACAGAUUUCAUUAGUUUCGUAAUGAAAUUGUCUAUGUGUUA